GUUCACCAGUCUGUACAUUGACCGGCCGUCCUCGCCCUUGCACCACUGCUUCCCUUACAACCCUUUCGCUUUCCAAGGUGUCGCCCAGACUUCUCGAGGCCCGGACGUGAUGCGCCUCUUUGGAUGACGCCCUGCGAAUACCCCGACGAUCUUUGAUUUCGACAUUCCAUCACCCUUCCUCCCUCCUUUCUGUGCCAAGCCUCUAGUCGCAACGGCCACAGUCAGCGUCUUCUCUCGUGUUCGAACACCGACGAAUUUUGUCCUUAAACGACCGCCAUUUCCGGGACAUCGAGGCGUCGCAUUUCGACGCUGGUCCAGCCGCGACAAUUCUUUCGAUCGUAGGCCGACGAGUUCUCCCUUUGAACUAAUCUCCUAAUUCGACACGAUGCAUUUCGCAUACCCACCACGAAAGAGCUCGAACCCGCCUCCCUUCAAGGCGAGAUCCUCCAGAAUACCACCGGUUCUUCGACGAAGUAGGCUCAAGGUCAUCGCAGCAGGCGCUCUUGUAUUCUUCGGCUUCAUAUACCUUCUCUCUGGAGCCUUCAAGUCACCUAGCGGCCCUCGACCACCCUCUGGUGACCCACCAGCGGUAAUAGUGACGGUGCUGGAUGAGGACAACUUUAGCAACAAAUAUCUCGCAAGCAUUCGCGACAACAGGAAACAAUAUGCGCAGCUACACGGCUACGAGGUGAUGUUCGUAAAGGCGGGCGAUUACGAUCUGAACGGAUCUCCAUCAUCAUGGAACAAAGUGGUGUCACUGAGGCAUGCGAUGACAAAGUUUCCAGAAGCCAGAUGGUUCUGGUAUCUCGAUCAAGACGCUUACAUCAUGGACCCGGAGACGUCUCUAGAGAAUCUGGUGUUGAAGUCGGACAGGCUUGAUACUUUGAUGGCCAGGGAUCACCCCGUCGUGCCCCCUGACAGCAUCAUCAAAACAUUCCCUCAUCUCAAAGGCGACGACAUCGAUUUCGUGGUCACGCAAGACAGAGAGGGUCUUUCUUCGAGCAGCUUCUUCAUCCGAAAUGGCGACUGGGCGAAGUUCUUCAUCGACACCUGGUUUGACCCUCUGUACCGCAGCUACAACUUCCAGAAGGCUGAGGGUCAUGCUUUGGAACACAUUGUACAAUGGCAUCCCACUAUCCUUUCGAAGCUCGCCAUUGUGCCGCAGAAGACAUUCAACUCAUACAAUCGAUAUGAUAAGGGAGAGAUCUACAAGGAUGGUCACUUUGUUGUCCGCGCAGCUGGAUGCACAAACACUGGAGAGCGGGCUUGCGACGAGGAGCUAAGUAGCUUCAAGACGAAGUGGCAGGCGGCCUUCAAGGCGCAGUAGACGGAGGCUAGAAGAGAGCAAUGCUUGUCCUCGCUAGAUGAGGACCAACGUACAGAGAAGCUCCAGGCGUUAUAUUCCCCAGGAAGCAUGAACUCGGCAUUUCAAGUGUACAAGAGCUGGACGAGGGCGUUUAUUUGGGUUUGGGGAGACCAUCUCAUGAAGGAAUUUUGUACGGGGGUUCGUGACAGAUGGUCAAGAGCCUCGGAG
Colletotrichum scovillei is the source of this 1534-nucleotide messenger RNA. Its product is annotated as galactosyl transferase GMA12/MNN10 family protein. Gene Ontology annotation, biological process: protein N-linked glycosylation. Gene Ontology annotation, molecular function: alpha-1,6-mannosyltransferase activity. Gene Ontology annotation, cellular component: Golgi membrane; mannan polymerase complex. Lineage: Eukaryota; Fungi; Ascomycota; Sordariomycetes; Glomerellales; Glomerellaceae. The record is from RefSeq and is a predicted model, not a curated record. Bases 386 to 1327 code for a protein of 313 amino acids. The transcript is spliced from 3 exons.